Liolophura sinensis is the source of this 2270-nucleotide messenger RNA. Its product is annotated as argininosuccinate lyase-like. The transcript has 17 exons. Gene Ontology annotation, molecular function: argininosuccinate lyase activity. Gene Ontology annotation, cellular component: cytosol. Lineage: Eukaryota; Metazoa; Mollusca; Polyplacophora; Chitonida; Chitonidae. The record is from RefSeq and is a predicted model, not a curated record. The coding region runs from base 182 to 1633 and encodes 483 amino acids.
GUUUUCUUCCACGAGGCUGACAGAAACACAAGCAGACGAUCAAGCCUGGUGUCAGUGUGGUCUCAGACUGCUGGUAAGAUAAGCAUAACGUGACCUUGAUCCAGAAACUGCAGUCAGCGUCAGCCGAGUUACUUCCCUGGUGUGUGACAGGCGUAUUGAGCAGUUGUCCUCACUCACAAGAAUGGCUGGAGAAGCAGGAGAGGGGACAAAACUCUGGGGUGGGCGUUUCACAGGAGCCACUGAUCCAAUCAUGGAGGGCUUCAAUGCUUCUAUUGGUUUUGACAAAAGGCUCUGGGCUGCUGAUAUCCAGGGCAGCCAGGCAUAUGCCAGAGCCAUUGAGAAAGCUGGUCUUAUUACCGGUGAGGAGUCUACAGCCAUUAUAGAGGGCCUGAACAAGGUUCAUGAGGAGUGGGCCAGUGGGAAGUUCGAGCUCCAAUCUGGUGAUGAGGACAUCCACACAGCCAAUGAGAGAAGACUUACAGAGCUGAUUGGAGAAGCUGGAAGAAAGCUGCACACAGGCCGCAGUCGUAAUGACCAGGUUGCCACGGAUACGCGUAUCUGGCUGCGUGACAACAUCCUGGUGCUCAGAGAUCACAUCCUUGACCUGACCAGUGUCUUGGUGAAGCGAGCCAUUCAAGAGAUAGACAUACUGAUGCCUGGAUACACUCAUCUGCAGAGGGCUCAGCCAAUCAAAUGGAGUCACUGGUUACUUAGUUAUGCCUGGAUGCUGAAGAGAGAUUUGGAGCGUCUGGAUGAGAUACGUGGUAGAGUGAAUAUACUUCCUCUUGGCAGUGGUGCUCUGGCAGGAAAUCCAUUUAAUGUGGACAGAGAAUUUCUGGCCAAAGAGUUAAAGUUUGAAGGUGUUACAGGAAACAGUCUGGAUGCGGUUAGUGAUCGGGACUACAUCAUGGAGUUUCUGUUCUGGGGAUCUCUCCUGGGAGUACACCUCAGUCGUUGGGCAGAAGACCUGAUCCUGUACAGCACAAAGGAAUUUGGAUUUGUAUCUCUUUCCGAUGCCUACAGUACAGGAAGUAGUUUGAUGCCCCAGAAGAAGAAUGCUGACAGCUUGGAACUCAUCAGGGGAAAAUCUGGCAGGCUGUUUGGAAAUAUGGCUGGGUUUAUGAUGAGUGUGAAGGGAAUCCCCAGCACCUACAACAAAGACUUGCAGGAAGACAAGGAGGCGAUGUUUGGUGUUUUUGAUACUCUGGAAGGAAUUCUGCAGGUGGCAGAGGGCACGCUCUCAACUCUAAAGAUUGACAAAGUGGCCUGCAGGUCUGCCCUAAGCCCCGAUAUGCUAGCCACAGAUCUGGCGUAUUACCUUGUCAGAAAAGGAAUCCCAUUCAGAGAUGCUCACAGCCUGUCAGGAGGGUGUGUGGCUCUGGCUGAGAAGAAGAACUGUCUGUUGUCAGAGCUCACUUUGGCUGACCUGAAAACAGUCAGUCCCUUGUUUGAGGAGGAUGUCUCUCAUGUUUGGAACUAUGAGAACAGCGUGAAUCAGUAUGCAGUGUACGGUGGGACUGGGGUGGACAGUGUCACCGCUCAGGCAUCAAACCUCACUGCCUGGCUGAACAGUGCCAAGGCCAAGUACCAAAACUUUGCUGCGCAAGCUAAAGGGGGAGGCUCAGAGGCCUGAACCAUUAAUGUCAGCCCAAAGUCAAAUAGAACAUUCAGACUGGCAACCAUAUUUGACAGAGCCCUUUCUCUACAGUAUUAAAGUUGUUAACUGAUCUGAAGCAAGUUUCCCUCUAGGCUUAAUUCCACAAAGCAAGUUUUGACCUAUAUCAAAUCUGAAAACUUUUACAUAUUUACAUAUUAACACUUAAUAAUGAGUUUUAUUCAGCUACUAGUAUUCGACUGGUGGUGUUUAAUUGGCCAGUGGCCUCAGCGCUCUUGUUGUAUAUAACAUAUUAAUCCACUGUGUCCCGUAUGUCGUGUAGAUUAUCCUAUAUGUUACCCCUGUAUCGCCAGUACUUCUGACCUGCUGGUGUCCCCUGUAUCGCCAGUACUUCUGACCUGCUGGUGUCCCCUGUAUCGCCAGUACUUCUGACCUGCUGGUGUCCCCUGUAUCGCCAGUACUUCUGACCUGCUGGUGUCCCCUGUAUCGCCAGUACUUCUGACCUGCUGGUGUCCCCUGUAUCGCCAGUACUUCUGACCUGCUGGUGUCCCCUGUAUCGCCAGUACUUCUGACCUGCAGGUGUCCCCUGUAUCACCAGUACUUCUCACCUGCAGGUGUCCCCUGUAUCCCCAUUACUUCUGACCUGCAGGAGUCC